Molecule: messenger RNA, 2041 nt
Organism: Filobasidium floriforme
Lineage: Eukaryota; Fungi; Basidiomycota; Tremellomycetes; Filobasidiales; Filobasidiaceae
Product: Alpha/Beta hydrolase protein
Exons: 13
Coding region: 14-1765 (583 amino acids)
Source: RefSeq, a predicted model, not a curated record
GCGCUGUUUGGAAAUGGUUCUAACCUAUAGGAUGCGCUCAUCGAUCUCACUCGCGCUUAUCGCUGUGGCCUCUUUGGCCCAGGCAUCUCCUCUCAAUGAGCGAAACAAUGGUGGCCAGAACGAAGAACAGAAAGGUUCUCAGCCUUCUGUCAAAAUUCAGAACGGGACGAUCUUGGGUGUGGAUAUACCUGGUUUUGAUCAAGAGGCCUUCUUCGGGAUUCCUUAUGCUAAGCCGCCCGUUGGAGAUCUCAGGCUCAAACCUGCACAGCCUCGCGAUACUCCCUUUGGCUCGUAUCAGGCCACGGACCCCGGUGCAGCCUGCUACUCGCCUUUAGCUGCACAAGGCAUGGACUUCAAUGCCGCCUGGAAUCAAUCGGAAGAUUGCUUGACCUUGAACAUCGUCCGCCCUUACUCGGCCAAAGACCAGUCGAAGCCUCUGCCCGUUGCUGUAUGGAUUUAUGGAGGCGCGUUUACUCAAGGUUUCGCAGGAGAUCAACGAUACAACGGUACCUGGCUUUUGGACGCUGGUAAUGCGAAUGGAAGUCCUUUCGUUUAUGUCAGCAUCAACUACCGACUUGCAUCCCUCGGGUUCUCCUACAACAAGGCUCUACUUGAAGAAGGUUCGGUCAACUUGGGCAUCCGUGAUCAAUAUUUAGCUUUGCAAUGGGUGCAGGAGAAUAUCGCUGCGUUCGGAGGAGACCCCGAUCGCGUGACUCUGUUCGGCGAAAGCGCUGGGGGUGCCAGUACCUUGUUCCAGACUCUGGCCUACGGUGGGAGGGAUGACAAUCAUUUCCACCAAGUCAUUAUCCAAAGUGGUACACUUCCGCAGCAAUAUGCCAACGUAUCGUCCCCUGCUGCCGUAGCGGCCUACAAUAACCUCUUGGCAAACUCUACCUGCAUUUCUACCAUGUCAGACUCGGCGGCACAACAGCUAGCCUGCAUUAGGUCUCUGCCUAUCCAAACCUUCCGACAACUAACGGCGACCGCACCCACCGGUUUUGUGCAGGACAACGACUUUUUGCAGUCUCCAUCUUCCGCCAGUGCUUUGAACAACGGAGCGUACAUCAAGGUUCCUUCCAUCCUUGGAGCAAACACGGACGAGGGUUCAACGUUCGGCCCUCGAGGCGCUAACUCUAGCGAGGACGUGUUGCGCCUGAACAAUAUCCCCGAAUCGAUCGCCAACGCAACUCUUGCAGCUUACUCCAACGAUCCCAAGCUCGGGUGUCCCUACAACACUGGUGAUUACCAAUUGCCACCAACCUUUGGACCUCCUGGAACUCAGGAUAAACGUUCGCAAUCCAUCUACGGCGAUAUAUUUGUCGACAGUGGUCGUCGACACUUGGCCCAGCUCAACGCAGAUGCCGGCGUUCCGGUUUACAGCUAUCGAUUCAAUCACGUUCCCUGGGUUACCGUUAGCUUGCCCUUCGUCCAAUGGGUGUCUCACGGUAGCGACGUCCCCUACGUAUUCAACUCGCAGGUCAACAGAACCGAGGAGUGGCUCAAGUACAAUCUCCCUAUGACACCUCUCGGUCAGGGCGCGCCCAUCGCUGAUCGCGCCCUGGGAGAAUACAUGGCUCGCUCAUGGGCUGCCUUUAUCGCCACCGGUAACCCGAACGAUGCCAAUUAUACUUCUGGUGUGUACUGGCCUGAAUACAGCAACGGGACCCAGAACCUGGUUUGGCAGACUCAAGGCAGCAUCGUCGAGAAGGACGAUUAUCGCAAGGAAGGUAUUCAGACCAUCAUUGAAGGCUUUUGGUCCUCUUGAGUGGAGCUGCUCCAUACCGGCCGUUGUGGUCGAACGCCAUGCUUCAACCCUCAGGCGUGCCAGCUACAAAGAAGUUCCGCCAGGUGUUUUUCCUCCUAAUCGUUCCGGUUCCAAGCAUCUAGCGUCUAUGUCCAGGGAAAGAGGAAGUUACGAACACUUCCCACUUAAAACAUUAGUCUCGUUCAUCCACCCUUUCUAGGAUCUUUCUCAUAUUACGUGUUUUGACAUGUAUUCCCGGCUAUAGCUGAUGCACACAUAAUACAAAGUUCUCACGUC